AUGCUCCGCUCCGCCCUUAGCUCGCUUGGGCUGUUCCGUCGACCGACGCCGUCGUUCGCUCCGGCGGCGGCUGUCUCGCCGAUUGCUGCGAUGGGUGUGCGGUUCCGUGGGCAGUUGGCGCCGAGGAGAACAAAGUACCGCAAGAGCCAGAAGGGCCGUCCAUCUUUCCCUACUGGCGGCUCCAUCAAGGGCACAACGCUCCAGUUUGACGGCUAUGGCCUUCGCCUGCUCUCGGCGGUCCGCCUGACGGCCGCGCAGCUCACCUCGAUCCGCGAGUCGGUCAAGCGCAAGAUCAAGCCGAUCAAGGGUGCUGAGUUUUACCUCCGUGUCUUCCCCGACGUCCCCGUCUGCGUCAAGGGCAACGAAACCCGUAUGGGCAAGGGCAAGGGCGCCUUUGAGUAUUGGGCGUGUCGCGUCCCCGCCGGCCGCGUCGUGAUGGAGGUUGCUGGCGGCGACAUCCGUGAGGAGGUUGCCAAGCAGGCCCUCAAGCUCGCCCAGGUCAAGAUCCCCGUCAAGACCGAGUUUAUCUCGCGCAAGACGCCGCCACGUCUCGGAACACUCGUGUCUGGCGAGCUCAGCAAGCCCGAGGAGGCGCAGAAGCUCGUGACCGUUCAGCCCCAGCUCAGCCCCGUGCUUCAGAGCUUGCAAGCGCGGUCUGCGGCUGCGUCGACAUAG
Molecule: messenger RNA, 675 nt
Organism: Cutaneotrichosporon cavernicola
Lineage: Eukaryota; Fungi; Basidiomycota; Tremellomycetes; Trichosporonales; Trichosporonaceae
Gene: mrpl16
Exons: 4
Coding region: 1-675 (224 amino acids)
Biological process (GO): mitochondrial translation
Cellular component (GO): mitochondrial large ribosomal subunit; ribosome
Molecular function (GO): structural constituent of ribosome; rRNA binding
Source: RefSeq, a predicted model, not a curated record